Molecule: messenger RNA, 856 nt
Organism: Limulus polyphemus (Atlantic horseshoe crab)
Lineage: Eukaryota; Metazoa; Arthropoda; Merostomata; Xiphosura; Limulidae
Product: arrestin domain-containing protein 4-like
Exons: 5
Coding region: 389-856 (155 amino acids)
Biological process (GO): protein transport
Cellular component (GO): cytoplasm
Source: RefSeq, a predicted model, not a curated record
UCCUAUUAAGCUAGCGACAAAACGGGAUGCCGUGGCUGAAGGUUUAGUGAGAUAAAUGUACGUUUUUUUUAUGAAUUGUAGCACAUAUGGGUGUUUUGGUAGAUGAAAACAAAUCUGUAUUUAUCAGUAAAUCAAGUUUGAUGCAUUAAAAACAGAUUCAAAGAUUGCGUGAUAACGUCACAGAUUAACGUCAACGGAUGAAGCUUAGUUACGUACGAUUCUUCUCCAGUCAGAUCGAGCCUCAUCUCAUGAAAACUCGUUUGUGAAUUACGAAUUGCAGUGCAAAGCGAAGUGUGAUACGGAGACUAGAGUAAAGAGAUUCAUCAGUUUAAUUUUUUUAUCAAUGUAGUAAGCGGAUAUAUUUGGUUAAAACAAGAGGCGGUUCCAUAUGGACUACAUCCGAGAAUUUGAUAUCCGCCUAGAGAAGGAGAUGUAUUACGCUGGAGAAACUUUGGUGGGUCACGUGAUCUUGGAUACGGUGGAAAAUUUCAAACUUAAAGCCAUCCGUGUGCUACUACGGGGCAAAGCACACGCAGAAUGGAAAGUGGUGGUCAGUGGCGAUCGAAGAACAGUUAAAGAUGACCAAGUGUUUCUGGACAGUAGAUCGGUCAUCUGGGGUAAAGAGAAACUGGAUGGUAUCGUCCCCAUCUUGACUCGAGGCCACCAUUCCUUUCCCUUUAGGUUCCAGCUUCCAGAGAGUAGUCUCCCUUGCAGCUUCGAGGCACGUCAUUGUACUGUUCGUUAUUACGUCAAAGUUACACUGGACAUUCCGUACGCCUCCCCCCCGCAAGGCAUGAAGUAUUUUACAAUUAUAGGCCCACAUAUUGAUUGUAUGGACGAGCAGUAUUUGGUUUAA